Molecule: messenger RNA, 513 nt
Organism: Penicillium angulare
Lineage: Eukaryota; Fungi; Ascomycota; Eurotiomycetes; Eurotiales; Aspergillaceae
Exons: 1
Coding region: 1-513 (170 amino acids)
Source: RefSeq, a predicted model, not a curated record
AUGCACAACGGUCUCAAAGGAGCCACUUGUGACUUCGUAGACGAGCUUGAUGAGACAGACUUGGUGGACAAAGACAAACAGUUCGCAAAGCUCAGUGAACGUUUUCCUUGGAGAAAGAAAGAACCUGAGUUAAUUGAAAACGUUUUGCAACGCAUCACUGCGUUAAAACGAACGAAUCGGAUUCUGGAUGACUAUAUCGAAGAAGCUCAGAAACUCACAAAUGUGGUAGACGGAGAUAAAGGUCUAGCGGUAAUGCUAGCCACUCAUUGGGUCAAAGGAUUUAGUCAAGCAAAAACCCGCGACCACUUGCUGAGUGACAACGCUCGUCGCAGAGCUAAAGGCAAAACCACUUCCGUUGAUCAACUCACGAAAUACGCCCGAGGCUUCGAAUUUGAGGGAGCUCUUCCACUCGAAAGAAGAGAGCCUCUCGACCCCAUGGAGAAAGUUGCUCACCAACUUUCUGCCAUCGCCCAAAGUAUGGCGAGUCAAGCAGUUCAGAAGCAAGCUCCGUGA